Messenger RNA from Porites evermanni, 819 nucleotides. NCBI's taxonomy places the organism in Eukaryota, Metazoa, Cnidaria, Anthozoa, Scleractinia, Poritidae. The record is from the annotation of a GenBank genome assembly.
AUGCGUCCUGGAGGGGACGCUGCGGACACACUAGAAACCCUGCCAGACCGGCUGAAACAGUUGGAGGACCACCUGCUUCAACUAAAUGCUGGUGGACAGCCAGAAGCAACCGGACCUAGUGCAAGCUCCACUGAUGCCCAGGCGACCAUUCGGGUGUCCGUACCCAGGGAGAAGAGAUUUGGGAAGUACGGUGGGAUCAGAGAUGACCGGGUCCUAGAGGACUGGAUAGCAGAUGCUGAGAGGGCCGUGAGGGGCGAGACGGAUGCCGAGGCAGUAGAUACCCUCUUGUUUCACAUGGAAGGUGUGGCCAAAGAAGAAGUGACGCUGAGGCCAACCAGUAAGUGGUCCUCUCCCUCUGGUGUAUUUCGGAUCCUGAAGGAGAUCUUCAGUGAACAGCUUACAGAAACUCAAGCGAGGAGGAAGUUUUUCGCAAGGCGGCAGGGAGAUCGCGAGUCGGCGCAGGACUUUGCACAUGCUCUAAUGGUUCUUCUUUCCAGGGUAGAGCGAUUGAGUGGUGCACCAGAGGCCAGUAAAGACCUACUACUAAGGGAGCAGUUCGUGGAGAACCUUAAGGACCUCACCCUGCGCCGCGGCAUCAAGCGCUGGGCAAGAGACCACGCAACUGCUACCUUCCAGGACGUUCGACUGGAGGUGCAUUGGUAUAUGGAGGAGGACCCUACUCCCAGGAGAUCGGCAGUAGUAACGUCUGCAGAGGUGGAGGAAGAGGCGCAGUGCACCGAGAUCACUGGGCAGAAGAAGCAGCAAAAGGUCAUGGCUGACCUCAUCUCCGGACAGAACGUCCUCGACGAAGAGUUGUAG